Messenger RNA from Microthlaspi erraticum, 1704 nucleotides. Lineage: Eukaryota; Viridiplantae; Streptophyta; Magnoliopsida; Brassicales; Brassicaceae. The record is from the annotation of a GenBank genome assembly.
AUGGCUUCAAUUCAAUUCUCUUCUCAUUUUCUUGGCUCAACCACUAAGAAACACGGGUCCAUUUCCAUCUCUCGUAAUUACUCCACAACCACAUUCACUAGAUUCUCCCGCAAGAAGAACAUGGCGUGUUCGAUGUCUAUGAAUGGAUGCGAUGCGGAUUUCAAGACGCCACUUGGUACAGUUGAGACAAGGACAAUGGCGACUGUUCCAUCUCCGGCAGCCGCCACUGAGAGGUUGAUCUCCGCCGUGUCUGAGCUCAAAUCUCAACCUCCGCCGUUUUCCUCCGGCGUCGUCCGGUUACAGGUGCCGAUUGACCAGCAAAUCGGAGCAAUCGAUUGGCUUCACGCACAGAAGGAGACCCAUCCACGGUGUUUCUUCUCUCGCCGGAGCGACGUUGGUCGUCCCGAUCUCCUUCUCGAUUUAGCCAACGAGAACGAGAACGGAAACGGAAGAGUGUCAUCAUCUGAUCGGAAUCUGGUCAGCGUUGCCGGAAUCGGCUCUGCAGUGUUCUUCCGUGACCUUGAUCCCUUCUCUCACGAUGACUGGAGAUCCAUCCGAAGGUUUCUGUCAUCAAAGUCACCUCUGAUUCGUGCCUAUGGAGGGAUGAGAUUUGAUCCUCAUGGAAAGAUCUCCGUGGAAUGGGAACCUUUCGGUGCAUUUUACUUUGCAGUGCCUCAAGUUGAGUUCAACGAGUUUGGAGGAAGCUCCAUGUUGGCUGCAACUGUUGCUUGGGACGAUGAGCUCUCUUGGACUCUUGAAAACGCCAUUGAAGCACUCCAAGAGACUAUGAUUCAGGUUUCUUCUGUUGUAAUGAGGUUAAGGAGGGAAUCUUUAGGAGUAUCUGUUCUUAGCAAGAAUCAUGUUCCUACUAAAGGAGCUUAUUACCCUGCUGUGGAGAAGGCUCUGGAGAUGAUCAAUCAAAAGAACACAUCUCUUAGCAAGGUUGUGCUUGCAAGGAACAGCAGAAUUAUCACUGAUACCGACAUUGACCCCAUUGCUUGGCUAGCACAGUUACAGAGUGAAGGACAAGAUGCGUAUCAGUUCUGUCUUCAACCACCUGGUGCACCAGCUUUCAUCGGAAACACGCCUGAGAGACUUUUCCAAAGGAGUCAGUUAGGUGUGUGCAGUGAAGCUUUGGCUGCAACUAGGCCAAGAGAUGCUUCAAGGGCUCGUGAUAUGGAGAUUGAGCGUGACUUACUUACCAAUCCCAAAGAUGAUCUUGAGUUCUCUAUUGUACGAGAGAAUAUCAGAGAAAAACUAGACGCUAUAUGUGAUAGAGUUGUUGUUAAACCUCAAAAGACUGUGAGGAAGCUUGCAAGAGUGCAACAUCUGUAUUCUCAAUUGGCAGGGAGACUUACAAAGGAAGAUGACGAGUUUGAGCUAUUGGCUGCUCUGCAUCCAACUCCAGCUGUUUGUGGACUUCCAGCAGAAGAAGCUAGGCUUUUGAUUAAGGAUAUAGAAUCAUUUGAUAGAGGAAUGUAUGCUGGUCCUGUUGGAUUUUUUGGUGGUGAGGAGAGUGAAUUUGCAGUCGGAAUCAGAUCAGCUCUAGUAGAAAAGGGUCUUGGAGCAUUGAUCUAUGCAGGGACAGGAAUAGUAGCAGGAAGCAACCCAACCUCAGAGUGGAAUGAGCUUGAUCUUAAGAUAUCUCAGUUCACCAAGUCAAUUGAGCAUGAAGCAACAACGGCUCUGCAGCCAAUUAAUUGA